Thalassophryne amazonica is the source of this 3998-nucleotide messenger RNA. It is a transcript of the gene srek1, whose product is annotated as splicing regulatory glutamine/lysine-rich protein 1. Gene Ontology annotation, molecular function: RNA binding. The transcript has 11 exons. NCBI's taxonomy places the organism in Eukaryota, Metazoa, Chordata, Actinopteri, Batrachoidiformes, Batrachoididae. The coding region runs from base 1053 to 2183 and encodes 376 amino acids. Gene Ontology annotation, cellular component: nucleoplasm. The record is from RefSeq and is a predicted model, not a curated record.
AGCAAUACGUCUCUGGCUUUCUCGUCCAAAGUGUGCUAUAUAAAGUACCGAGAGCCUUCCAGUGUUGGUGUGGCGCAACAUCUCACUAAUACUGUUUUUAUUGACAGAGCUCUGAUAGUAGUUCCAUGUGCAGAAGAUGACUAGACUGGCCCAGCUGUUACACUACACUAGCCUGAGUCAGGCAUUGUUUUCCAAGCCACUAUCCCCGAUCGGGCCAACGCAGCCUUCAAGGGGGGAUGUGACCAGGAGAAUAGCCCGCUGAACCUUCCAAGAUGGACACCUUGUCUCUUUUUAUUUGUUUUUCUUUUGUUUUGGUUUGUUUCCUUUCAUACUAUCCCAUGUUGUCCACUUUCUACUGUCUCUAUCUAGAAACUCCAGUAUUGCUUAUCUCAAGCGUUGUUUAUAUUUGUUAUUUUGGUUUGUUGUUUUGAUUAUUGUCCAACCCCCAUCCCCUCUCUCUCUCUGCUACAGCUGCAGCUUGUUUGUGAUUGAAUUCUGUCGGGGUUGUGACAGCAUACUGGUGGGAUGUGUAUCACACGUGUGAUGCUUGAAGGAUAACUAACAUUUUACUCUUGUCUACUGUUGUCGUAUCGAGGGGGUAGUCGUUUUAAAGAGAAACCCCAGCUUUUGCUUCAUUAGGACAAAGAAUCUUAAAUUCUACUUGCACUUUCUACACAGUCACCUUUUUGUUUUGUUUUUUUCAUUUUAAGAUAGAUGAUAUGCACACACAGAAAUUAGCAUCAUUCUGUCUCUUUGUAACUUGUGAUACCAAGGUCAUAUUGCAGAACUCUGCACUUAAUUUAACCACCUUCUAGCAACAAAUCAGCAGAUUUUACUCCACAGUGGAUUGAGCAUAUUCCUAAUUCGUAAUAAUAAAAAAGAAGCUAAAUCUUGAUUAUUUCCCACAGUUCUUAAAAUUGUUGUUCUUUUUUUGUAUCUGAUGUUCUGUGUGCUAUUAGUGAUGCAGCCAUUGGGGUUGUCUUGUGUUGCACACCUUUCCAACACUACGAAACGAUCGCCCCCCACGGAAAAGCGCCCAUGCUUGAUAUCGUAUGGUUCAUGACCAAUAUGUUUCCAGUACAGGAAAGAUCCCAGAAGAGUCCAAGGCCUUGUCACUUUUGGCACCUGCUACUCCAUUGCCCACUCUGAAUCCUGGUGGAGGACUGCUGCCAAUUCCUACACCAGCUCCACUACAGAAUCUGAACCUUCCUGUUGUUAAUCGGAUUUCAGCCGGCCUGGACCCCGCAGCAGCAAUUCACUCCCAGCCUCCCCUCAUGGGGAAUGUGGAUCCAUCAAAAAUUGAUGAGAUCAGGAGGACCAUUUAUGUUGGCAACUUGAACUCGCAGACUACCACUGCAGACCAACUUUUAGAGUUUUUCAAACAAGUGGGAGACGUAAAGUUUGUCCGAAUGGCUGGAGAUGAGACUCAGCCAACACGUUUUGCGUUCGUGGAGUUUGUUGAGCAGGAUUCUGUUUCUCGAGCACUGACCUUCAACGGCGUCAUGUUUGGAGACAGACCACUGAAGGUCAAUCAUUCCAACAAUGCCAUAGUAAAACCCCCGGAGCUGACGCCACAAGCUGCUGCUAAGGAGCUGGAAAGUGUGAUGAAGAGGGUGAGGGAAGCUCAGUCAACAAUAGCAGCUGCCAUAGAACCAGUAGCGGAACCAAAGGGGCAUUCCAGUCAUUCAAGAAGGUCACGCCGGUCUCGGUCCUGCUCCCGCUCACAUUCAAGAACACAAAGGAAAAGGGCCCGUUCAAAACACAGAUCAUCACAGAGGUCGUGGCAAAGGAGUGACCCCCACAGUUCUCGAAACAGCCACAGGAGGCGCUCUCACUCCAGGGACAAGAGACACAGCCGCAGUCUCUCGAGGGGCCACCGGAGGAGGAGUAAGGAGCAGUCCAGGAGCCCUCGAAGGAAAGCCAGAUCUCCCUUACCGAGGAGGAAUAAGAAGGAGAAGAGGGAGCGCAGCAGAGACAGGAAGGAACGUUCCACAUCCAGGAAGAGGAGCCGCAGAGAUGACGACAGGAUGAAGGGCAAAUCCAAAUCAGUCAAGGAAAGGGAAUACGGUAACGAGAAGGAAGACUACGAAAGUGACUGGGACGGCUCAGGCACUCCCAGCGAGGACAUGGCGUCAUCGCCCUGCGCCCAGCACAAUGGCAGCUACAAGAUGCACCGCAGUUAGGAGGCGUGCAGGCGGCACAGAGCGACGACCACACCAUCACCAGAAAGAGACACGCCCAGUACGUCCACGUGCACCCACACACACACUGAUGGAGAAAUAAGUGCGUUUCCUGUUCUGUAAUUCACUGUGUUGCAGUGUCUCCGCUGAAAGGCCAGUGAACCCUCAGAGAGACUGUUUAAACCAGACACACGGGACAAAUAAACACCUCCUCCCAGCUCAGAUUUUAAUCUCAUUUUAUGUACAUUUUUUUAUUUGCAGCUCAUAAUAUCUUUGAGGUUUAUCGGUUAGUGACUACAUUUAAACUGAACAUAAAUGCUCCAGAAAACUGCACUCAUUGACCAGAGAAUUGGAGACGUGCCGUGUGUCCGCUGUAACACAGUCCCAGCUAACAGUCCUGUAAUAAACGUAGACAAAUGUUACAAAACUGUUUGACAGAUGUCAUCACUGUGUCAAACGGCUGCUCAGAGUCUGCGGCUGGAACCCGUGGAUUCCUGUGUGUGCACACUUAACGUCUCUGAAUACGGUUCACGUGUCUGUGCAGAUUAAGCGUCCUGUGGCUCAGCUGUCACUUCCACGAGCAGACGGCUUGGCGUGCAUUUGGAAUACUGCUAGCUGCUAACAUUAGCAUUUGUGCAUCAAAUGUCUGCAUCAACUUCCACAUUGUAGUAGUGACUGUGAUCCAGUGGACCAGCUGCUGGAUGUGAAUUCAACACCGCAAGGUUCUUGUUGCACUGCUCCCAUCUGAUUGGGUAGCUCGCUAACCACAAAACAAACAAACAAAAACCCACACAGCCACCGGGGUAUAAAAGAUGUUUGGAUUGUGAAUACACUUGGAGAUCCUUAGUGAGAUCCUGGUUUGGUCUGUUUAACCUUUUAAACCUCCAUCAGCACUCGGGUUUAACUUUUAUAUUUGUUUUGAGGUUUAGUGCAGGAACAAAGUUGAAUGUCUGUAUAGACGCCGUUUACUACGAGGCUUUUUUUCUGUCCACUUGUGUACCAUGAUGAUGAUGUCCAAAUGUAAAAAAAAAAAAAAACAUGAAACAGUUCCUUGUUGGUAAACAGCCCCGCAGACUAGAAGCCUGUUUCUGAGGUUCAUCCUGACGUGUCACCAGAUCCUAGUUCCUCCAUCUCACCUCCACUUUCUCUAAUGGUUACUUGGAUUUUUUUUUUAAAAAGGAAAUGUUUCCACUUUUCUUGUGACAUCUCAACUGUUUGUCAAUUUUAAAAUUUCAGAAUGCAGCAGCAGCCUUCUUGCUUUUUGAGCUGUUUUUAUUUUUAUUUUGAUCAGAUUUUUAUUCUUUCCCACCUCAUAAAUCCCGCCGUCUAUUUCACAGUUGAUCACAUGUUCUCAAGGGGCCAAAAUGUUUUAAUAUGUAAGAUUUUAAAUUUGAAAAACAAAAUUCCCUGCAGUUACCUGUACUGGUCACAAAUCUGGUUUUCUGGUGUUUGUAUGACACCUGCUGCAGGGAAGAUGCAGCUCUCAGGGUUCUUCUGGUGGGACUGGUAACCUUUCUGGCCUUGGUUCGGCUCUGAUGGAAAACCUCCAUAUUCUGUUUGUGUGCAGCGGGUGAAUGAGAGCAUUACGUUCUAUAUUUUGUACAAGAAAAAAAAAAAAAAGAGUACCGAGGCUGUAAAGCAGGAUUAGAGCUGAUGAGCUACGAGGCUUCUGAAGAUCUUUUCUCAGUUGUUCUCCUGUUUAGUCAGAAAACUGGGAACAUUUCUGCAAAAUGUACGGGGUUUAUUUUCUGACUUGAAAGUUUGUGUGAACUUGUUAAAAUGUUAUUAAAAUACCUGCCACUUAUCUAUUUUAAAUUG